UCCCAUUCGAAGUUGGCAUCAGCGCCGCAGUGAAGUGUCCGCGAGAGAGAAGUUGCUGCGCGGGUGGCAGACACUAUGGAAGUCGGUGCUGAAAGUAGCAGGCAGCGCCGUGACACCGGUCCGAGGUGAGGGCUUGCUCCCGGAGCGACACGCAGCCUCACCGCGGUGGGGAACCGUCAUGGACACCUCGGGUGGUACCGGAGCCUCGUCCGCAGAGAGCAGCGGAGAGGAGCGCGUCGGCGGCGGCGGACACCCGGGGCGCCUCGCGAGCCUCACCUGCGUCCCGGAGCGAUACCGAAGCGCCAAGUUCAGCCUGGCUGCCUACCUGCUCUGCUGGGCUCUGCUCAGGUGGUACCAGAAACUCAAAUACCAGGCUGCUGCUCCACAGCCUCAGGAAGCCCUUGAAGACUGCCCCCACGUGUCUGAAGGAUUAGGUUUAAGCGAGGAGGAACUUUGUACCGACUCCUGGAAAUUAUGCACAAGAAGCAAAGAAGGGGGAAACACGUCUGAUGAUUAUUUUGAGCCCUGCUCAUGGCACAGCGACAACCUUUCAGGUUCGAGCUCGGAUGGAGAGGAUUCUCUGGAUGUCCUGCUGGCACUAGAGGGUGGAUGUGAUGGACUGAGAGCAACAGGCAGGAGUUUUUGCACUGCGCACAGUAAAUCCAGUCGGAGACAGUUACUGGCAGCCAAGGACACUGACGGAGAUGCCACAGAGACCUAUCCACAGAGAGAUUCCAGUUGUAAGAGGAGGAAGACCUCAGAGAAUCGUCUGGACUGUACUGUUCACUUAAAGCAAAGCACCAGAGACCAAUCCCUAACCCAGCCAAGUACAGAGAAAAUAAAUGGCAACUUGAACCAAGAACAGUCCAGUUUACAGGCCGAUUGCAAAGACAUUCAAGGCGACGUUGGCACGGAGCCACACAGUUUACAUGCACAAAGCCAACACAACACAGACACCUUUAACACAAAGGUAAACACUUCACCGUACACUUCAGAAGUGGCACAUCAUGCACAGAUUGAACAAAGCAAUCCCAACAGACUGACUGAAUCAACAGUGUGCACCAUACCUGUACAUAUAGAUGCCACCGUCGACGAGCUUGUAGAGACACAACAACAGGAAGAAAGAUUAGAAGACUGUAAUGCUCAGGAUGUAAAAGCACAUACUGCAGAGCUACUCAGCACUUACUUUGUAGAGAAAAGUACAGAUUUAAAUAAUUGCAUCAGUGGCUUCAGAGAUGGACAGGAAAAAGAAGUAGACGCUGUAAAAGUGCAGAGAAUAGAUAAAAGGGACCUUGGGCAUGUGGGAACAUAUUGUAAUCACAAUAUAGAGACUCUUAGCAAGGACAGCACAAGCAUAGCUGAUUUAAACUUCACUGAUGUAAGAAACAGCGAAACAUUAGGCAACAUUUAUCCACCACUGCACUCAAAAUCUGAGACUGAGCACAUAGAUUCCCAGUUAAUUACAGAGAAAUCUUUUACAAGUCCAAGCAUUACUGAACCACAUGACACAAAAACAAGUAGCAGAUUACGUUACACAAAGUCAGAUAUUAAAGACACACUCACACUAAAUGUAUUGACACACAAUAGAGAUUGUGAGAAGAGCCUCAACAGGGACCUGUCAAAGAUCCACCCUCAGGUUUGUAAUAGUGUAGCACCCCAGGAUCAGGCAACGGUGUCAGAUGUCCUUGUGGAGGAGUAUGGGUGUGUUGGCGCCACAACAAAGGGGACUAAGCCACCUGGGACAGUAAAUGAAAUCCAUUCUUCUAUCACAUUUUCCACUGAGACCACAGCCUCUAGCUCGUUGGAUACCUGUGCUGCUGAGCUGACUGGGAUUCCACACGUUUCUAAUCCAGCCUCACUUGUCCCGUUGACAGACUCAUACCGAGAGGAGCUCAGUGGGAGGCCACUGAAUCAAAAAGGUCUUCAAAAAGAAUGGUUGCAACCGUGGCAAGUUCAAGGUCAAACUCAGGAUUUAAUCUCUAGUCCCUUGGAUCAGGGGUGUGCUACCGUAGAAGUACCCUUUCCGAGGCAGCUCUGUUCUGUGGAAAAGCUUUUGCAGAGAGCACAGACAAGUCAAAUCCAGUCUGACACUGUUAAGGGGUCUGAGGAAUGUCUGCCUCAUAACCCACUGUUAAAUAAUCUACUGUUUGUAUCUGGCAACCAGGGAGAGGAGGAUACCUCCGCUCUGUUAUCGGUGGACUUUAAAGGGGAGAGGAGGAGGGUAGGAUCACCCUGCUCCCUUCAGGAAAACAAGGAUUGGGAGGGAGAGAGGAGUCAUGUUUAUGUUGACCAGGAACAAACUGUGGAUGCAGUAAGCAAAGGACAUCUACAGUUGCAAUUUGGUACAACAGAACUUUUUGAGCAUUAUGAGCAAAAACCUAUUCCAAAAUCUAGCAGCAGUGACUCUGACUUCUAUGCACAACAUACGCCAACUAAUACAGAAAAGACAUUAACAUGUCCAGCUGGUGCAGAGUCUAUUCCAUGCAGUAGACAGCAACACUCAGGUGUCAUUCAAACAACUAUUAGCACAACUUCUAGGAAUUACAAGCACGUUCAACAUGACGUGAAAGACGUAGAAUCUCGCUGUGGACCGAGAACAACCUUUCCUCUGCUCUCAGACUCUAACAAUAACACCGAGGCGAGUAUAAAAGGGGUGGGUACCGGAGAGGGUGUAGGCUGUUUCUCACUGGGGGCCCAGAGAGGCUACAAAAGAGAAACAAAUGAGAGAAAAAUUUGCCCCUUGGGUGAUGUAUCGGCAAAUGAGAAGCUAGACUCUGUGGUAGAAAACAUUCAGAAGGAAUCUGAGGUGUUCUUGUCUUUACCGGAUCACAUACCCACUCGGAGCAGCCAGGACCCUGAAUGUUUGCUAAAAGACUUUGUUAAAGCAGAUGAUUUAGAACUGAGGACACAGAACUGUACUGAGGAUAACAACUUUGGCUUUAGUUUUAGGUCAGAUCAGGUCAGUAAAAACCUUACAACUUUAAGUGGACUGCUGGAAAGAGAUUUUGAGGAAAAGGAACCCAGGGACGAGUCAUCUGAACCACUGGAGGAUUAUAUAUUGGCUGAGGAGUGCAGAGAACACACACAAGUGAGCUUUCCAAUCCUGCAGCAGGAGGUGAGGGUAGUAAGGUGCCCACACCCUGAUGCCAUCCUCAACCGACAUGCUAUUAGAAGUUUAGAACCAAUCAGGGAGGCUGAGAGUUUGUUAGAAAAUUGUGUCACAACGGAUGAUUUAAAAACAGAAAGCAAUAAAGAAUAUGAGAUCAUGAGGCCUGCUGAGGAGGGUAGGAAUACUGUUAAUCAUUCAGGCAGCUCCACUUUUAAGAGUUCAUAUCACCACAGUGAGCAAAACGAAAAUUCAACCUCCGAAUUGGAACGUGAAGUGACACUUUCUACACCGGGUCUUAGUGAAAAGCAGGGAAGGCCUCUGACUGUUGCAUAUGAUGCUGUGUCUUACAGCUCAGCUAGCAGUAACUGCGAUGAGUUUGAGGACCCUCAUUCUGAUAUGAACUCUAACCCUGACAGACCAAUCAAGAGAAGUAAAACAAAAGGCAACCAAUCAGGAAAUAAAGGCUCUAAGUUUUCUGUCUUUGCUAAAAUGCCUUCCUUCAGGAGGGCUAAGGGCUCCAAGGGCUCCAAAAGUGAGGACGCUCCCGAGGACAUGUCAGACAGAGGAAGUGAUGGCCUUCCCUCUGAGCAAGGACUACAGAAAGACCACUCCGAUGAGGAGGUUUUCCUUAAAGGCGAUAUCCACACCCAAACCCUUCAACCAUCUCCUCCUCCAGCAUGUACUGAGAAGGCCGAAGAGGACUGUGGGUUUUUGCACUCAUCUCCUCAAACUCCUCAUUUAGCAAGUCAAGGGACUGGUGAGGUGGGAGGCAGAGAAACAAGCCCAGAUAAAACCCUUACUAGACAAGUCCAAUCAAAUAACGUGCAAACCUGCAAAAAGAGCAAGAGCAAUGACAGUUUAAAAACUCAACUGAAGAAGUCCCUUUCCAGUCUGUUUGAGCCACGCUCUGUGGAUAAGGAGAACGAGGAGCAGGCCCCAAUAGCCAAUGAAGCUGAUUCUGGUAAAGUAAAACAAUCCUGGAGGAAGCUAAAAAAGGCUAAAGAGACUGAACUGCUGAAAAGAACUUUUUCGGUUCCAGAUGGGGAAUGCAGCAACACAGCUUCUGGGCAGGAAUGUGUAGAGCACAUGUCCUCUCCGCUACUAGAUAGGCUGAGCAAUCCAAGGUCACCAGCCUCACUUAGAGCAUUUAACCACAUGGAUCGAACGCCUAAAUGUGUAGUUCCAAAGGAGAUUGGAAGAGAAAACCCACAUGGGUGCAGGUCUGAAGGCCAAAGAAGAAAAGGUUCUCCAAACGGUCUACCAAGAACACUGAGCAUGUCUGGACUACCUUCAUUUUUUGAUAACUCAGGAGCCCCUCAGCCCAAUCACAACAGACCUUUUGGAUCAUUGAGCCCCAGCUCAAGCCAUCAUACUCAUCAUCAUUCACCUUCCUGGACCAGGUCUUAUGGAGUGGUUAGUGAGGGCUUGUCUGAGAGCCCGGUACGGCCAAUGAGCCCUAAACCUAACAGCCCCAGGCCAGUGGCUCAGCGCAAAAUAUUUCGUUACCCGUCUUCAUCAAGGGCUAGUUCUGUGUCUUCUAUUAACCUGGGCCAGUCUGUUAGUGUAGAGGGACUGACAGACCCCCCUGAAAGACCUAAAACCCUGAAACCAUCAAGUAGUCCUCUGGGCGUGAGCCUUAGCCCUGUGGAUGCAAGUGAGGCCAGAAAAGACAACCAGUCACACAUCAGCCUGUAUGCCAUUGGCUUCAUGAAUGAUUUAGAGGAUGCACAAAAUGGUGGUCGUUGUGCCAGCCUGUCCAGAACAAAGAAGCUGUUGAAGGCUGACUUGAAGGCCUCUUUGGGUGCUGGAAGCCAAAGCAUGGGCAGAAAGGUGGAUGUGGGCUGUGGUGGAGGCGUCCGGCUGCGAAGAUGCUCAGAUGACCUUUGGCUAGAAGAGCACAAGAAAUACAAACGGAAACUGGCCAGAGCCAUCAGAGGAAGCCUGGGUCAACUCAACACAUUGAUUUCUGAAGACCUGGAGAAAACUGAUGCUGGAGUCACACUGGGGCCAAUUAGACUCUUCCAGGGGAUGCCGCUCAAGGCCCACUGCUUCUCUCAGAGCACCCCGAUUGGACUUGACUGCCUGGGUUGGAGAAGACGUGUCUCCUACUCCUCGGUGAUUGUUCCUGAUGGGGCGUCAGACAAGGCCGGGGUUGGAGACGAACUGGGGAGUGAGGAGGAUCUGCUGUAUGAGGAGUUUCGCAGUGCUGGACACCGUUUUGGCCACCCAGGUGGAGGCGGAGGGGAGCAGCUAGCCAUCAAUGAGCUGAUCAGCGAUGGCAGCGUGGUGUACGCCGAGGCGCUCUGGGACCACGUCACCAUGGACGACCAGGAGCUGGGCUUCAAGGCCGGCGAUGUCAUCGAAGUAGUGGAUGCGACGAACAAGGAGUGGUGGUGGGGUCGCAUCAUGGACAGCGAGGGCUGGUUCCCUGCCAGCUUUGUGCGGCUGCGCGUGAACCAGGAUGAGCCCAUGGAGGAAUACCUGGCCCACCUGGAGGAGGCGCAGGCCGGGGAGGAGGGCCGAGCAGAGCUGGGCUUGUUGUUGGGACCCGGUUUACCCUGUAAAGAGCAGAUGAGGACCAACGUCAUCAAUGAGAUCAUGAGCACAGAGAGAGACUACAUCAAGCACCUGAAGGACAUCUGUGAGGGUUACAUCAAACAGUGCCGCAAGAGGACAGACAUGUUCACCGAAGAGCAACUUCGUACCAUCUUUGGCAACAUUGAGGACAUCUACCGAUUCCAGAGGAAGUUCCUGAAAGGUCUGGAGAAGAAGUUCAACAAAGAGCAGCCGCACCUCAGUGAGAUCGGCUGCUGCUUCCUCGAGCAUCAAACAGAUUUCCAGAUCUACUCAGAGUACUGCAACAACCACCCCAACGCCUGCGUCCAGCUCUCCAAGCUGAUGAAAGUCAACAAGUACGUGUUCUUCUUCGAGGCCUGCCGGCUGCUGCAGAAGAUGAUCGACAUUUCCUUGGAUGGUUUCUUGCUCACUCCGGUUCAGAAGAUCUGCAAGUACCCGCUGCAGCUGGCCGAGCUGCUCAAGUACACCAAUCCACAGCACAGAGACUACAAAGAUGUGGAGGCUGCCUUGAAUGCCAUGAAAAACGUGGCCAGGCUGAUCAAUGAGCGAAAACGGCGACUGGAGAACAUUGACAAGAUCGCCCACUGGCAGAGCUCCAUAGAGGACUGGGAGGGUGAAGACGUCCUCAGCAGGAGCUCUGAACUCAUCUUUUCAGGGGAGCUGACCAAAUUGUCCCAGCCUCAGGCCAAGAGUCAACAGAGGAUGUUUUUCCUCUUUGACCAUCAGAUGGUUUACUGUAAAAAGGACCUCCUGCGCCGGGACAUGCUGUACUACAAGGGCCGGAUGGACAUGGACCACAUGGAGGUGAUCGACGUGGAGGACGGCAAGGAGAAGGACUUCAACGUCAACGUGAAGAACGCCUUGAAGCUGCGCUCCUUGCUCGGCGACAGGGUCCACCUCUUGUGCGCCAAGAAGCCCGAGCAGAAGCAGCGCUGGCUCCGAGCCUUCGCCGACGAGAGGAGGCAGGUCCAGCACGACCGUGAGACAGGCUUUUCGCUCACAGAGGUCCAGAAGAAACAGGCCAUGCUGAAUGCCUGCAAAAGCCAUCCAGCUGGGAAACCCAAAGCGGUGACCAGACCCUACUACGACUUCCUGCUACGGCAGAAGCACCCCUCCCUCCCCACCGCUUUGCCCCAGCAGCAGGUCUUCAUGCUGGCGGAGCCCAAGCGCAAGGCCUCCACCUUCUGGCACAACAUCGGCAGACUGGCGCCGUUCAAGAAGUGAAGCAAACGGAAGUGCGGGAGGAGAUACAGUACAGGGGGAGAACGAGAGGAGCUCUCUGCUCGUGCCUGAAUAGACCCUUUGGAAUUUUUCCCUCUUUUCUUUCCUACUUGUAACUUUGCCCUAAGUGAUAUAAUGAUUUGUUGUAUAGUUGAGGAUGUUUAUGAUGAGGAGAUUAUUUUUCGAAAGCACUUUAUAGGUUGGUUAACAAUCAGACUUGAGAAUGGUCUCCUGGAGACACCGAGUCACCGGGGAGAGUGGACGUUCGCUUAACUUACUACUACUAUACCUUCAAUCAAGCGCAGACUGGUACUAAUCCUACUACUGUACUGCUGCGAGUGAGUGGGACUGCGCUGCCUCUGUGAAAACAUUGCCUGUCGACAAAACCGCGUCGUUCAUUCCCACCGUUUUGUUGUUCUAUGAUUUGACAGCUGCCAACUGUUCACGGUGCCAGAUGAUUUGUUUUCAUACGUGUUUGUUCUGUGUCUGCUUACGAAAAAAGGGAAAAUUGAAAAGUUUAUUGUUUUCUCUGUGCAAAUGUAAUUUCAGGAUUGUUUUAGCUGUGUUUUUUUUUCUUUUUGUUGAGUGAUUUGUGAUCUCUAUCCGCCAGGCUUUCAUUCAGCAUUCCUCUGGUGCAUUUGUGGUACAGUGUGCAAACACUUUAUUAAAAAAAAGACAUAACACGCAGCCCAAAGACGACACGACUCAUCAGAGAUUAGGAGCUUUUUAUUGAAACCAACAGCAGCGAACCCACACUCCUGUGAAUCACAUUCCUCAAGCCCGAUCCUCGACUCUUCCUAAAGUAACCAACCUGGUCUGUUCAUGUUUUUUGUUCUGACUUUUUAUUUCUUUUGAAGUGCCAUUUGAAGUGCGUCAUGGAUGAUUAACAAAGACAUGCAUGGAUGUGAUGAAAAAAUACUGUGAAGAAUAUUUUUUUUAAUCUCUUACAAGCCCUGCUAUAUUUAACCAGAUUCAGGAACUUUCAUUGUGCUAUUUGCCUGAGAACACACACACACACACACACACACACACACACACACACACACACACACACACACACACACACACACACACACACACACACACAGACCUUCAUUUAUCUACAAUACCUGGACUUCUGAUAUCAAUUAUUCCUGCUCUGUGCAUCUGGUCUCCAGUAUAGUCUCAUUUCUGAACAUUGCAGCCCAAUGAUUAUUGCUCUGUAAGUGCAUUCAGUAAAUGUACUCCUUUCACCUUUUCUGUUGAAAUGUUUUAGCUUCUGACAAUAUGGAAUAUUAAACAUUCCUGAGCUGACAAACGUGGCUGUCAGUUGGGGUGAGUUAUUAUAAUAAUGUUUUUAUACAUUUAGCACAGUGUUAUUAUGGUCUCACGCCUCAUAAUUAGUACGGUAUUGGUUGUGUCUCAUACACAAUAUGUUGAUGCACAGUUAACAUUAAAAAUAAUGCUAAAAGUUCA
Molecule: messenger RNA, 8362 nt
Organism: Betta splendens (Siamese fighting fish)
Lineage: Eukaryota; Metazoa; Chordata; Actinopteri; Anabantiformes; Osphronemidae
Gene: arhgef4
Product: Rho guanine nucleotide exchange factor (GEF) 4
Exons: 15
Coding region: 179-6910 (2243 amino acids)
Biological process (GO): intracellular signal transduction
Molecular function (GO): guanyl-nucleotide exchange factor activity; protein binding
Source: RefSeq, a predicted model, not a curated record